AAGGAAGAAGAAACUUCAAGAGAUGUAGUAGUAGAGAGAGAUGAUUACCUGAAAAACAGAAAUGAAUUGGUCGAGCUGACCAAAACUCCUCUCAUGAGAGCAUUUGUUGAAGCCCAGGAUCCUUCCUCCAAGCUAAUCAUCCUCAACGGCAACUAGCUAUAUAGCACUGUCAAGGUCUCAGUUUUCGUUUUUGUGAGAGAGAGGAAAAAAAAAAAAACCAUGGAUUCUGAUAUAAUACCCGAGUUGGAGUCCAAGAAAACCAUGAAAGAUGAAGCAGAAAAAGUGGUACCAAGGGUAAAUAGAAACGACGAGAUGAAAAGCAGCACUCAAGAAAUGGAGGAGAUGAGAAGAAUUCGUCUUAUGAGAGCAUUUGUUGAAGCAAAAGAUCCUUUCUCCAAGGUAGUGGAUGAUCUGAUGUUAAGAAGGUUCCUACGUGCUCGUGAUUUAGAUGUAGAGCAGGCAUCAGCCAUGUUCCUGAAGUACUUGAAAUGGAGACAAGCUUUUGCUCCUAAUGGUUCAAUUUCUGCUUCAGAAGUACCAAAUCAAAUUGCACAGAACAAGCUGUUUCUACAGGGAUCAGACAAGAGAGGAUGUCCAAUAGCAGUUCUGCUAGGUGCUAGACAUUUUCAAGUCAAAGGGGGCCUCAAGGAGUUCAAGCGUUAUGUUGUCUAUGCUUUCGACAAGAUAUGUGCAAGGAUGCCACCAGGACAGGAGAAGUUUAUCUUCAUCGGUGAUCUUGAGGGUUGGGGAUAUUCAAACAGUGACAUCCGAGCAUACUUAGGAGCUGUAUCCAUUUUGCAGGACUACUAUCCAGAAAGAUUAGGGAAGAUGUUCGUUGUCCAUGUGCCUUUUGUGUUUAUGACAGUUUGGAAAAUCAUUUGCCCUUUCAUUGACAACAAAACUAAGGAGAAGAUAGUAUUUGUUGAGAACAAAAUGCUAAAAUCAACUCUGCUUGAAGAGAUUGAUGAAAGCCAACUUCCUGAAAAAUAUGGAGGCAAACUGACAUUGGUUCCUAUUUAGGAUGCGCACACUGAUUACCAUGCCAAGAGGAAAAAGUAAACAAGUCAUGACAAAAUCUCAUCUGUCUCCAUAAAUCUUUGUAUUGCAAGGAUUGACAUGAUUAAGUAUUCAAAAUAAUGGAUAAGACCCCUUACUCAUAUUAUGAAUGCAUGAACUUUUCCUACAUUGUUUACUGGACCAUAUAUAUGUAUGAUUUAAGCUUCAGAUAUGGAAAUAAACAUAUAAGUAUUCAAAAUAAUGGAUCCCCUUACUCA
This is a messenger RNA of Rosa rugosa (rugosa rose), 1274 nucleotides long. RefSeq lists its product as uncharacterized. The transcript has 7 exons. The record is from RefSeq and is a predicted model, not a curated record. The coding region runs from base 220 to 1020 and encodes 266 amino acids. Lineage: Eukaryota; Viridiplantae; Streptophyta; Magnoliopsida; Rosales; Rosaceae.